Molecule: messenger RNA, 568 nt
Organism: Notodromas monacha
Lineage: Eukaryota; Metazoa; Arthropoda; Ostracoda; Podocopida; Cyprididae
Source: the annotation of a GenBank genome assembly
GGAAGUAUUUUUGGAACCGGAUGAAAACGUCGGUUCGUGGGCACUUGCCGAGUAAACCGGUGGAUGUGCCGAUCGAACCCUGGUGGCAUCCGCAAAUCGGUUGCAUCACCGAUGACGACAUGAAGUCUGUGACGACUGCUGAGCGGGAUCUUAUUGAUAAGCUGAUCGAUUCAAGCGGGGCUGACAGUGCCGGUGCAUUCGACUAUCACUGCAUACAUUCCUUGUAUCGAAAAGGUUUGAUCUACCUCGACGUGCCCAUAGAGAAAACUGACUGCGUGUCAGUGCCACCGUUGGAAGGUUUUGUGAUGAACAGGCUGAUGGGAGACUAUUUGGAAACUUUGCUUUACAAGGUGUUCGUGUCACUUGAUGACACAACGUCCGUCCAAGAGUUGGCAACUUUGUUGCAAAUUGAUAUUGAAAUGGCACAACGUGCGGUUUCCAUGUUCUGCCGACUUGGAUUCGCACAUCGGAAAGCAUUGGAUUAUGACAAACUUCUGCAGCAUCCAUCAUGGCGGGAGUUUUAUCAGGUUCCAAUGAAAAGGUGCUGAAAAUUUUGCAGUUGACUGCA